Messenger RNA from Leptonychotes weddellii (Weddell seal), 1242 nucleotides. The record is from RefSeq and is a predicted model, not a curated record. NCBI's taxonomy places the organism in Eukaryota, Metazoa, Chordata, Mammalia, Carnivora, Phocidae.
ACCCAGUGAUGUCGACAGAGACUCCACGUCCAGUAAGGUCACGUUUGCAGGUACUUGAGAUUAGGUCCUGAACACGUCUUUUUGGGAGGAGGCAGUGGAGACCAGAACGAGGAGUAGAAGAGGAUGGGUGUUUGUGGAAGAACCCUUAUAAUGUUCUCAAAAGGUUACGGUGUCCGGUUGUGACACAUCGUGUGUACAGGUGUGGCAUGUGCUGGAAGUGGAGAGCUGCCGGUUUCCUUAGAUGCAGGCCAUGCUCUCGGGGCUGAGGGGUGCAGAGAUGCCAGGAGCGUGGAGUGGGAACCACAGGCUUUUUGUUAAGUUGCUCGCAGGCCAGACUUCCUUGGCCUUUUGUGUUGGUUUCUGUUGAGGACGUUGAAGUGGCCUUCCGGGUCUGUUCCAGCGACUGCCCGGCUGGUGCACACGCCUGAUCUACGAUCUCAGGCCCCCGUGGUCUCCGGCACAGGGGCACAGAGGCCGGACCAGCACAUGGAGGUUGUCCUCCACGACCCUCUCUGCCUUUGAGCUCUUCACGAUUCCAGCAUAACACGCGAGCAUUCCAGGGAACAAGAAAAAUCCCGUCAGCCACCCAACUUGCGCAUCCCUUGCUUGGGGCACCGUGAAACCCUUGGCUGACUGUCCCUUUCUUCCUCCAGACGAUUUGCAGCGGGAGUUGAUGACCACAUGCCAUCUGCUGGAAGAACUGGGGAUCGGCAGUUUAGAAGAAAACUUGAAAGCUCUGGACCUGCUGAGCGAACUUAAGGAAACGACCCAAAAAAAGGAUCUGGAGCUCCGAAGGAGCUUCGCCCAGGUGCUGGAACUCUCCGCCGAGGCAAGUAAAGAGGCGGCCUUAAUCAACCAGGAGGUCUGGGAAGAAGCCCAGGGCCUGGAGGCCCCCAGCCGGUGGUACUUCAAUCAAGAAGGCGCCUGUGGGGAAGCUCCGGGAGAGGUCGGGACGCCACUCCUGUUGGGCGCUGGUGAGCCACACGCGGUGUGAGUCUAUACGCAGGCCAUGUCCCCCCCGCACAAGUGGGGACCUCCCUGCAAACCGCCGGGAGGAAAGCCCACCUCCUCCCCCUGGCUCAGGGCAUACGUGUGCCAUGGCGCGUGUGAUGCUGUGGGAACUCAAGCACUUUAGACACUAGUUUGGCAAUGUAGCUGUUUUUGUAUGAGCGUAUCACUUGAUAUUUAAAGAAUAAAACUUUUGCAUUUGAGCCUUGGUUGCUACGUCAGGGGCCAGGAGAA